AUGUCUUCUACGAUGAUUCGCGGUCGAGCUCGAAGUACUAGCAUAGUCAAGGUCGAAUCUAUCACUGAUCGCACGCUCGAGGAGGUCACCGACCGUAGUGCCUAUGUCAACAUCAAUGCAGACUGGGUGAACGCGAAGGGUGCGUGGAUGAUCCAUGUAGUCCUGAUAUGCGCUGGAAAGAUUGUCAUCGACACUAUCCCGGGCAUGUCGCAGCAAAUUAGCUGGACUCUGGUGAAUCUAUGUUACUUAACGCUCUCGUACCUCAUGUUUCACUGGGUCACUGGAAUACCGUUUCAAAACGACCUUCACGGUGGCGCCUACGACGAGCUCACUAUGUGGGAGCAAAUUGACGAUGGCGCGCAGUACACUCCGGCCAAGAAAUGGCUCCUGAGCGUUCCGAUAGUAUUAUUUCUCAUCUCCACGCACUACACUAAUUACAACCCUUGGUUGUUUGCGAUCAAUAUCACCGCACUUAUCUUUGCCCUGAUACCUAAGCUACCCCAGCUGCAUCGUCAACGAAUCCACUUCCUGGACGAUGACAUGUCGGGCUUGGCCACGCCGACUACCCCGUCGAGACCACAGACACCCACCACUCCCGAUGCCUCGUUCUUUCCUUUAAAUGGCAACAUUAACCCCAGCUUCGUUCCUCGAAAAUAA
Pleurotus ostreatus (oyster mushroom) is the source of this 657-nucleotide messenger RNA. RefSeq lists its product as uncharacterized. Gene Ontology annotation, biological process: ceramide metabolic process; negative regulation of ceramide biosynthetic process; intracellular sphingolipid homeostasis. Lineage: Eukaryota; Fungi; Basidiomycota; Agaricomycetes; Agaricales; Pleurotaceae. Gene Ontology annotation, cellular component: endoplasmic reticulum membrane. The record is from RefSeq and is a predicted model, not a curated record. The coding region runs from base 1 to 657 and encodes 218 amino acids. The transcript has 5 exons.